Molecule: messenger RNA, 315 nt
Organism: Necator americanus (New World hookworm)
Lineage: Eukaryota; Metazoa; Nematoda; Chromadorea; Rhabditida; Ancylostomatidae
Exons: 4
Coding region: 1-315 (104 amino acids)
Biological process (GO): tRNA wobble position uridine thiolation
Cellular component (GO): cytosol
Molecular function (GO): tRNA binding; sulfurtransferase activity
Source: RefSeq, a predicted model, not a curated record
AUGGAAAAUUUAAAACAUGCCCAAGUACAUAUUGCAACUACUAAUGGAGUCACGAAGAAGUGCGUGAAGUGCUCAGACGAAAGUGUUCAACGCAGUGGUACUAUGAUGGAAUAUUGUGGAGGCUGCUUUUUAAUAAUGAUAAAAUCGAAAUUCAGAAGUGCAGUGACGAAGGAAAGAGUAUUCAAGGGCAGAGAUAGAAGAGUGAUGGUUUUGCUCGAUGGAUCGAAAAAAGCUGCUUUUUUAUUCCGUCAAGUCGAGGAGACAGUGAAGCAAGAUAGUUUUAAACCCCUUAUGAUGGAGCCCUGUUCCAAGUGA